Messenger RNA from Funneliformis geosporum, 2337 nucleotides. NCBI's taxonomy places the organism in Eukaryota, Fungi, Glomeromycota, Glomeromycetes, Glomerales, Glomeraceae. The record is from the annotation of a GenBank genome assembly.
AUGUCCGGAUUUCGAGAAAAUUCUCAAAGUAAAGCUACAUCUGUAGAAGAACAAAAUGUGCAAAAUAAUAUUAAUGAAUCUAUGAAUGAAGAGAAUGCGCAACCUUCCCAAAAUGAAUUCACGCAUAUAUCACAAGAAAAUGUUCAACCAUUUCUCAACGAAUCUACGUCAGAGAAUGGGCAAACUGUCGCACAAAUACCUUAUAAUACAGAUCAAACCGAUUCUGCAAUUAAUGAUAUAGGUGAACAAAGAGCUAUAUUAGCAGCAGAAUAUGAUGGACUUGAUAAUAGUCAAAGAUUAGAAAAAGCCAAACAACUUCUUGGUGAAACUGCUGUCAUUGGAGAAAUUGUCAAACCUUACGCUCCAUUAAUUACCUCACUUAAUGAAGCCAUUAGAAGAAUUUAUAAUACUUAUGAAUAUGCUCAAUUUAAUAAACAAAUAAGUAAUGCUUUACUUGAUCGAGUUGAUUGUAUUGCAGCACCUAUUAAAGCUUUAAAACGUCGUAAAGAUAAAAUUGAAACAAAUUUUCUUAGUCAAACUUAUUACAAUUCUUUAAUGAAAAUUCUUGCAAUUGUGAAAAAAGCUCAACAUUUUAUUACUGAUAUUUCGUAUCUCUGGAGUUUAAGAAAGUUUCAAACAACGAAUACUAUUAAAGAAAGGUUUGAACGAAUUGCUAGAGAAUUUGAUAAAGUCAUUUCUGAGGUGCCUUUGGAGAUUGCCUUGGACAACGAAUUACAGAGUAAAAGAGAUACAAGGGCGUUCCUGGAGAAGAUUGGAUCUCCAGUAACAAUGGUUAAACAACAAGUUAAUCCCUUAUUUGAGGAAAUUAUAUUAGUCAAAUCAUAUGUAAAUGAAAAUAACGGUAAUGAAAUUAAAUCAAAAUCAGUUCCUCCUCGGGAAUUGAUUAAUAAUGUCAAUCCUGGGAUAAAUACUCAACGCGGAAAUGUAAGAAAAAGAUAUUGGCUAAACUCGGGAGAAAAGAUUCCAGUUGCAUGUAAACGAUUUGAUACACCACAAUCUCAAAAAUUUCAAGAUCAACUUAUUGUUAUGAAUAAGUUAAAUAAUUGUCCAUAUCUUUUAAAAUUUCACGGACUUUCAGCGCUAGAAUGGGAACCUUUAGAAAGCAUUGUAAUGGUUUUCGAAUGGGCUGAAAAAAAUAAUUUGAAACGAUUGUAUGAAAAGUACUCAAUUAGCUGGCAAACUAAGUUAAAUAUUGUUGUUGGGAUUUGUCGUGGACUUUUAUUUCUUCAUGGUAGUGAUAUUCUCCAUUAUGAUUUAAGGUGCGAAAACAUAUUCUUAACGGCAAAUAUAGAGCCAAAAGUUGCGAACUUCCGCCUUUGCCGUCCAUUGCACGAUGAAAAAAUUUAUAUUCGUCAUGAUGAUCCUGCCGAACAUUGGGCAGCUCCUGAACACCUUAAAAACGAAUUAAGAAUUUCCUAUUACACGGCAAAAUGUGAUAUAUUCAGCUUUGGAAUGCUCCUUUGGGAACUUUGUUUUGAUAGAAUUCCAUAUCGAGGUUGGAAUAAUGGAAAGAUAUCAAAUCAUGUACAGGCAGGAAAAAGAGAAAAUCUAAAUUUUGGUCCUAAUUCGACACGCGUACAACAAGAUUUCUCAAAAAUUAUUAGAGCUGCUUGGCAAGAUGAUGCAACACUCCGUCCGGGACUUUAUAAAAUCUUUUUGCAGUUAGAUGAACUCUAUAGUCAAUUCACUCAAAGAGAAAAUGAAAAUGAAAAAAUACAACCUCGUAAAUUUGAUGAUGAUGAUACCGUAAUCCUAAUUUUACCAGAACAAGAAAAAGCUUAUAAUAAUGAAUACCAAACAAAAAUGAACAAUACAAACCUUAAUAUCAUUCCGGUUGUUAAACCAUUACUUAGAUUUACCGAAGGUUUAACUUCUCAUGAAAAAGGUGAUCAUAAAACGGCUUGGGAUUGCUUUAAUAAACAUGCAUCUAUUGGAAAUUCGCGAGCUAAAUAUUGGAAAGCAUAUUAUUUACAGAAUGGGAUGCAUGUACAAAAAAAUCAUCAUGAAGCUGUUGAAUUAUAUAAGCAAGCUGCAGAUGCUGGAGUACCUGAAGCACAAUAUUGCUAUGCAAGAUCUUUAAUAGAAAAUGAUACCUUGAAAAAUUCCGAAGAAUUUAUCCGUUAUUUAACUUUAGCAGCACAUAAUAAUAAUACUAAUGCAUUAUUUACAUUGGGAAGCGUUUAUGUAAAAGGAACUUAUGGUAUUACUGUAGAUGAAGAAAAGGGUAGACACUUCUUGAGAUUAGCGAGUUUGCAAGAUGACCAAAGAGCUCUUGAUCUUCUUAAAAAUUUUGGAGAAAAACAUUUCCCAUAUUAA